Lobosporangium transversale is the source of this 1659-nucleotide messenger RNA. RefSeq lists its product as hypothetical. The coding region runs from base 1 to 1659 and encodes 552 amino acids. Lineage: Eukaryota; Fungi; Mortierellomycota; Mortierellomycetes; Mortierellales; Mortierellaceae. The record is from RefSeq and is a predicted model, not a curated record. The transcript has 2 exons.
AUGUACAAUCAAUUCAGCCAGCCUUCUUUAUCAUCGGGUACUACCAAGAUGAAAAGGAUCCACCCUUUGGAUAUGCCAGAAAUCAUUACCUUGGUAGGACUUUGUCUCCCUCGUUGGAAAUACAGUGAUCGUCUAGGUUUUUACGACUUUAAUCCUACGAUCCUCCUUCGGUGUACACUCGUCAACAAGACCUGGCGCGAAGCCCUAUUGCCUGUGCUCUGGUAUGUCUAUGACGGGUUUGUGAUGCGAUCGAUUCCCAAACAGGUCAUCACCAAGAACAGUCGCUAUUUUCGCGUCUUCUUCUACGACCGCUCCUUCUCCGGUCCAUUCGAGUGUAGACACCUGAAGGCCCUUGCCAUUUCAUGGUGGGAUCAAUCGCUCCAGCCCUUGAUCGAGGCCAAUGCCGAAUCAUUAGAAAACUUGGUCUGGAAAGGCUCCUCCUCCACGUCGCCCGUUCUCAAUACAGUAUUACCUACUCCGGACUACGGUCUGUUAAUGAGGAUGUCCAACACACUGGAGGAACUCCAGCUCUCUCAUUGGACCCUCUCCGGCCGGACAUUUGUCCAGUUCCUGAGUGCCUGCAAGCGUCUAAAGCUGUUGAGCUUGACAGCCAUUGACUGGACCGAUCCCGCACCAUUUGAUCCAUCCUUCUCCAGUGUUUCUUCCCCCUCCUCCUCAACCUCGUCUUCGCCUCCAUGGUCACCCCUGUCCUCAUCAUCACUUCUGCCCUCUUCAUUCGCAGGAUCUCCUCAGCAUUAUUAUCCGAUAGGGAAUGGUGUAACUGAUCUGAGGUUGGAUAUAAGUGUAUUCAAAGAAGGGGCUUUUGUAGACUUGAUCCGAUCAUGCCUCAACCUGGUCAACUUUACACUCUACUCUGAGAGCGGUGAGGAUGCUCGGACUCUGACCCCCAUUCUCCGCAGGUACUGUCCCCGACUCUCCUCGAUCGAGUAUGUGCUACGGUUCUCAUCCUCUUUACGCGGCUACGAUUACAUGACAGAUGUCGAGUACGCAGAUCUGGUCCUCUCUGCUCAAAACCUUCAAUCACUCAAGAUCGAUAUCCCUUGGUUAGAUGACGCUCUAUCUUCUGCUCUGAUCAUGCAGUCCUCGACGUUGACCUCACUCAGUCUACGGUUCAAUGCUCGUCGAGAUACCCCCAUGAAGGAUACAGCCAAUAUUUGUAAGCUCUUGAGGCAUUGUAACCAGCUCAGGAACCUUUCUCUGUCCUUCAGUCCUCAUGCCUUGGGGCGAAACGAGACCCUACAACUAUUGACUGAGCCUUGGGCAUGUGUGGAUCUAGAAACAUUGGAGCUGACAGAUGUGACCAUGGCUAUGGAUCCCGCAACACCCGUUCAUGGCCCUCAAGCGCCACCAUUGCAGCCGUACCACUGGCAGUUGGCCUCUACCCCAAGGUCCAUGACGAUGCCCACUAUGACUGGACCUAUGCAUCUGCCUAUAGAUGGUAGUCCCAGUAGCCGUGGCGGAUCAGGUACUGCAGCGAGCGCGAUCACUGCAGGUGGCGCAGGAUUCCGCAACGGGUCUUUGACAAAGCAAAGACUGUUUGAACAAAUUCGCAGAUUGCCAAAACUGAAGAAACUAAGUCUAAAUCAUGUUACUUACAAUGUUGACACUACUACUGGCGCUACUGGCAACUCGAGUUAG